Messenger RNA from Symbiodinium necroappetens, 1620 nucleotides. Lineage: Eukaryota; Dinophyceae; Suessiales; Symbiodiniaceae. The record is from the annotation of a GenBank genome assembly.
AUGGCCAGCGUCUUGGAGGAAGUGCAGGGCGCUGUGCAGUACUUGGUGCAAGCGAAGCAGUGCCUCUCCGACGGCAAGUUCGUCGAAAGCCGGAAGGCGCAGGUCGAUCGUCUGGCCGUUCUGUGCUCCAGCUUGCCGUCCAACCAGCACUCCGGGACGGCGAUGAGGACACUUCGCGAAUCCGGAGUUUUCACGGACGAGCAGCUGGAGCGCUUGGCGGAAGGGCUUGGCAGCACCGGGAGGUCGUCAGUGGCGGUGCUGUGGCAGCAGGGCAAGUGCCAGGACUACGAGCACUUCUUCCGGGUCCUGCCUGCGGCGGUGUGGGAGCAGAUCGCUGCAGGCCGGGAGGCUGAAGAGUGGGAGGUCUUCUCGGUGCUCGCGGAGUUCCUCGCACGGGCCGGGUGCAUCUCGCCUUCGGAGUUCACAUGCCGAAGCCUGACGGCUUUCAUGUUGCUCCGCUUCCGGAAGGAUUGCCUGUCGUUGAGCGCCCAGGAGAAGCACGACUUCUACGUGAAGUACAAAGACGCUUUGCGGGCGAGGCUGCAAGGCCACUUCGACAGCAAUCCUGAGCGGAAGUUUUGGCCGAUCGUGUGGAAACUGACCACACCGAACUGCUUGCCAGCGGAGUGGCUGCAGUGUUCGGGGAUCGGCCCGGCGAGUGCAGCCACUGGUGCACGGCCCAAGGAGUCGGAGGUCCGGUGCUACGCGCUGACCAUAGCGUGCAGGGAUACACACCGGGAUCUCUGGCGAGCCGGUCGGAAGACUGCUGCCCAAGCCAGCGGCUCUAGCGGCGGGGAGGUCAAAGCCGUGAUGAGUUUACUUGAGAAGCUCCUCGCUGGCUGCCUGCCACAGCCCACGCUGGAAGGCUUGCCUCUGACCAGGCAGCUUACUCAGACGGCAGCUCUCCCUGCACUGACGCUGCCUUUGCCAGUCGAGCAGCCCGCUCCGGAAGGUGUCCCCGCACUCACGCUGACCCAGCAGCCCGAAGAGCAGCCAGCCGCACCGCCAGCCUCACUUGCAGCGAGCACGCCAAGCCUUCCUGAGCCGAAGCCAGCAAGCCAAACAGCUUCGCCCAACAACCUGCAGGUCUGCCCGAGCAGUUCUACCGGCCAGCUUCCGUCUACCGAGGAGGUCAACCCGGCGCUGGCUUCCCUGAACGCUUUCACUAACAAGUACCAGGUGGUGGAGAACCUGCCGAAGACCGAGGAGAACCAGGAAGUGAAGAAGCCCAAGGCAAAGGCCAAAGCAAAAGCCAAAACUGCUGCGAAGGCUGCUCCUAAGCCGAAAGCUGCAGCGAAGGCCAAGGGCAAAGCCGCUGCGAAGGCCAAAACUGCUGUGAAGGCUGCUCCUAAGCCGAAAGCUGCAGCGAAGGCCAAGGCCAAAGCCGCUGCGAAGGCCAAGGCUGCCGGAAAGGCGGAGCACAAGAAGAAGGACGACUUGUUGACCCUGCGGAAGCAGCUGCUCGCCGACGCCGGGGUCGACAACACUCUCGUCCUGAAGUUCGGCUCUGGUUGUGCGAGGUGCCGCAAGCGACCUCUGUGCACUUUGUCGUGCUGGAAGUUGCGGGGGUUCAGCCCUUCCAAGAAGGCCUGGAAGAACCUCACCGCCGGAAGGCAGUAG